Molecule: messenger RNA, 3807 nt
Organism: Siniperca chuatsi (mandarin fish)
Lineage: Eukaryota; Metazoa; Chordata; Actinopteri; Centrarchiformes; Sinipercidae
Gene: pop1
Product: POP1 homolog, ribonuclease P/MRP subunit
Exons: 16
Coding region: 163-3117 (984 amino acids)
Biological process (GO): tRNA 5'-leader removal
Cellular component (GO): ribonuclease MRP complex; nucleolar ribonuclease P complex
Source: RefSeq, a predicted model, not a curated record
ACACUACAAAUCCCAUGAACACCACAUAUCCGGAAGCAAACGUUACGUCAAGCAGCCGUAUAAAGAGAACAGCGUGUGGAAAACUCACAUGGUAGCUUACUGGAAAAAGAGAGGGCGCUUACAAGUUUCUGACAUACAAACAUACUGGGGGAUCUAGAGAAAAUGUCUGCAGCUAAAGUGAAGAUGCGGGGGAAGAAGAUGAGAAACCAGCCCGUCAGUGUGCAGUAUCCAUCUGCUCCCCUGGAUGUGGAGAACAGCUCACAGAACGGAGGAGACACCCCGGUCACCGGUGAUGGUGGUCCAUCUGAUGUCUGUCCAUCUACAGAACGGCCAAAGAACCCUCACCAACAGGGCGGAUGGGUCAGUGGACACCAGAAAGAUGGUGGAGGCUAUGCUAAGGAGAUGCCCAAGUACAUCUCUGCUGGAGCUUUUGCCAGGGCGAGGGCGGCAGAGGUGAGCACCAUGUUGAAAGCAGUCACCAAGACAACGGGCAGCUGCCAUGUGUUUGGAGCCCUGCCCAAACACAUGAGGAGACGGGCCAUGAGCCACAACACCAAGCGGCUCCCUCGUAGACUGAGAGACGUGGCCAACAGAAUGCGGGAGAAGAGCCUCCAGGCCGGCUCAAAGAAGAAGAAGGAACAGGCAAAGAACAAGAGCCGCAAGGCCCGCCGCCGGCACGGAAAUCUGCUGCUGGAGUUCAACCGCCGCCAGAGGAAGAACGUGUGGCUGGAGACGCAUAUUUGGCACGCCAAGCGCUUCCACAUGGUUAAAAAGUGGGGCUACUGCCUUGGGGACAGACCCACAUACAAAUGCUACCGACCUUGUUACAGGGCGAUGAGCAGCCACUGCCUCCUGCAGGACCUUUCUUACUACUGCUGCGUAGAGCUACAGGGAGAGGAAGACAAGCUGCUGGCUGCUCUGUCACAGUUGACCAGCAAGGAGGCCGGCCCUACAUUUGCUGCAGCACUGUGUCUAUCAGGGCGAAGACAGGGCAGUGUGGUGGUGUACAGAGCAGGACAGUACCCAUCGCAGCCCCUGGGCCCUGUCACCUUCCUCUGGAGACCCCUUACUCAGGGCUCAACCAACAGGCAGCUGUGGAUUUGGGCUCAUCCCACUAUUAAACAGGACCUUCUCCUUGAGUUACAAACUGUGUGCCAGUGUUCUGAGGCUGUAGUUCCUCCAGUUGCUCCAGUGGUGACACCUGCUGAGGUUGUUCCCACCCUAGAACCAGAGCCAAAACCUGAAAAGAUCCCUGAGGCCAAGCAGAUAACUGGAACCAAGAGAAAGCGCACCUGUAAGGAUGCCAGUGGACCUCCUGCCAAGAAAAUCCUGGGAGAUGGAACCAGAGCUCCCACCACCCCAGUUACCUGGAAGUCCAGCUCAACUGGAAUAGUUAUGAAUGAUCUCACAAUGGAGAUUGUACGCUAUCGCCUGAUUGGACCACAGUCCCAUUCUGUUCUGGCGGAAACUUUGGAAGCCGCUACAGACUGUGACGAAAUAAAUAAAUCCCAGCCCUCUUCCCUCUGGUGGCCUGAGCACUGCAAUGACACGAGCAAGAUGAAUCUGCAUCAACAACAAGCUGAUGCCUUUCACAUACUGAAAGGCGUCUAUUCAACUGGAGAGCUCCCCUCAGGCACAGUGCUGGGUCUGACUGUAGAUGACCCCAGGCUGACUUUACCAACAAAGAAGGUUAAAGCUUUGCCCUGUGUAAAGCAGGCACAAGAGGUGGAUGAGGAGAAGAGGAGGGAGCUGAUGUUGCGAGGAGUACCAGAACACUGCUGUCAGAGUUACCUGUGGGAGCAGUCUGUCCGGGACAAUGUCACAGAUAACAAGAUAUCAGAGCAGGAGUUGAACCAUAUGAGAAGUGAGGUGCUGGUGCCGGGCUCCAGGCUGAGCCCCAUUCCCCUGCAGGGCCGAGUCCCCAUCCUGCUGGUUCACCAGCCUGGCAAACAGGUGGGACACGAGAUGAGCUCCUGGGGUGCUGGAUGGGAUCUGCUGCUUCCCAAAGGAUGGGGUAUGGCCUUCUGGGUCCCACUGGUGUACAGAGGAGUUCGCAUUGGAGGGCUGAACAUGAGUCUAAAAUACUCUCAGAAUAAAGGAGCCCCCCACUUCCCCCAUGAUUUCCCAGACUGCCCUGCAGGCAUUCGUUUCCAGGAGGAGCAGGAGGUGGAGCUCCUGUACAAGUUUAAAAGGCGUCCGCCCGCCAAAAGGACCAAUUACGUCAAACAUGGCUGUCUGGCUCCGUUCCGUUGCCCGUGGCAACAGCUGACCGAGGAGUGGGAGCUUAUCUUGAGGGAAGGAGGAGAGGAGAGGAAAGGAGACGGCCAAACCACAACGCAGGCUGACACAGUGAUGGAGGAGAUGACGUCACAUGGAGAGAUCGCUGUAACAAAGCCUCUGAGCCGCGUCACUGUACUGAGGAACAGAAAGUCACUGAGGCUGCUCUCUGGUUGGUGCAGACCCACAACAUCUAAAGGUCAAAGGCCGUGCCGUGUUGGGCAGGGGCCACCUCUCGACCGUUCAGCUGUGACAUCGUUUCUCACAGCACAUGGGAUGAGUCUGGUGUGGGUGCGUUUGUCACUGCUGUCCAAGGGCAAACCAGAGCUCCACGCCAUGGUGUGUGUGCCAACCGCAGAGGACCUACAGCUGCUGAACAAAGGACCCGGUAGCAGCGGCCCCCAGGAGCCCCUGCACAGAGACCACUUUAAAAGCAGGAUUAAACGCAGAAAAAAUAGCCCCAAGAAAGCUGCUACAUCCUCUCAGUCUUCUCAUAAGACUGAGGGCAGCAAGUCAGACCUUCCCUCUGCCUCUGAACCAAAUCCCACCUCAUCUGAAGCCCCCAAAUCAUCCCCCCAGUCUUCCUCGGACCUCAUCUUCGGGCUGUGGCCGGAUCCUCUGCCGAGUGUCACCUCUCACUGCUCCCGGGUGACUCUAGGCUGGGUCACUCAGGGCGACUUCUCCCUGUCUGCAGGCUGUGGGGAGGCUCUGGGGUUUGUCAGCGUUGCCGGCCUGCUUAACACCCUCUUCAGUCAGCCGAUGCAACACAGAGGAAUGUUGCUGCUGCGCAACCCCACCUCCCUGCACUACCGCUUUGCUAAAAUCAACAUCGAGGUCUGAGUAAAACAUCUGAGCCUAUGCCGAACUUAACUUUGGUUAAAUUCUGCAUAGGCAAUUAUGCCUGAAUUCAUGGUUAAUGGAGAAAGAUCAAUAUUACUUCUGUCCUGCAGAGGCCUGAAAUCAUGUCAUUAAAUCGCACGAUGCUUCAUUCACUAAGUGAUCCCUGUGCCUUGAUAGAUGCUUCCUUGGAUUGUGCCAUCAUCUACUCUACAGUGUUGGUUAAAGACUUACUGGCAUGCAUGGGGCAUGACAAGCUACCUGGUGGUGCUGUUGACAAGAUCAUUUUUAGUUGUGUAUAUUUUAAUCUGAGAAGAGACAUCCUCAUUGUUUCAGUUGAAAAAGGGUGGUUGUUUUUGUAUUUGUUUCCAUAUCAUGUCUUUGUCAGAGGGAUACUCAACAAAGGGAUCAGUUAAAUACUGUAACAGAAUACCCCCCUUGGUUUUAGUUAGAUUAGUUCAGCCUUUUAAUCAACUGGGCUUUGGAAAUGAAUUCAUUUAUGGCUUAUUUGACAUCUCUCUCUCUAUUAAUGAUGCUGAGUAGUUAUGUUGGUGGCCUUCUAUUAUUUUUAAAAAGUCAAAUGAAUGGGUUUGAAUUUGAGAAAAGUGUCAGUUUCUGUUUAAAAUGCCACUGCAUUGAAAAGGUUUUGUUUGAACAUAAGCUAAUAAAAUACCCAUACUGCACUUAACAGAA